AUGAGCCCCGAUCGAGAAGGCGAGCCGGACGAGGCGGGCGGCCUUACAUACCCGUCUCCGGGUGCGGAGGCAAUGGAUGCAGGUCCCUUCUACCAUGCAAACGCCCGCGAUGGACCUCCUGAGCACACCGAUCAACCAGAGCACCACGCAGACGAACAUGUUCCCGAGGAGGUGCAUGCACACGAGCAGGAGCAGGCUGCCAUGGCCGCACAGGAAUCAGAUACAUCGCACCAGCAUGUAUCUCGACCUGCAAACCUGGAAGAACUUCAACUCGCUGCCCAGCUUGGUGACGGCCUGGCAGGCACCUCCAUGAUGUCCACUACCGACCCUAGUAUGAAUGUUGAAGACCACAACAUGCGAAGCAUCAUGCCCCAUCCCGAGCCAGAGCAGCAUCAGACCCCCUCGUACGUUCAAGACACCAACGGUACCGAUCACAUGAACCAACACGCCAUGCCCGUGCCGGUCGGCCCACCAGUCCCGCCUCAAUAUCAGGUCGCCGACAGCAUCCCUCCUCGAAAACGCUCCAAGGUAUCAAGAGCCUGUGAUGAAUGCCGACGGAAGAAGAUCAAAUGUGAUGCACAGUCUGACACAGGCGAUACGCCGUGUUCCAGUUGUGCGCGGUCGUCUAUUCGAUGUCUCUUCAGUCGUGUACCGCAAAAGCGCGGACCAAGCAAGGGGUACAUCAAAGAACUCGCGGACCGCAUCCACUCCAUCGAGAACAAGCUUGAGUCCGAAGGGAAUCUGUCUCAAGACGACAUCGACAAGCUCUUCGCCUCGGAACGUCCGCGCAGCCACAGCCAGGUAGGUUCCGGCGAGGACACGAGCCGAAAACGGCCCUUUUCGAGUAUCUCCGUCGGUGAUUUCAGCACACCGGUGGUUACUCGUCAAGCACCGUGGGGCUCGGAGUCUCGACCACUUCAGCCAGCGUCGGCUACGUCAGACGGCUUUGCGAAUAAUUAUGCCAGCAACAAUGGCUUGGCGCCUCAACCAGAGCCCAUCAAAGCCGACGAUGGGACGCCAUCGAAACCCCCAGUCGCAAGCAUGGACGCAUCCAUGGCUGAUGCAGACGAGCUGCCUAGUAUUGAUGAAGGCGCAAUGGAUGAUUACCUUGCAACUGUUCAGCCCUUGUAUCCAAUUCUGCCCAACAGCACAGCACGGAUGCAGUCCCUGCUGGUACAAUGUCCACCAACCUUGCGGGCGGCGUUUUCCAUCGCGCUGUUGUGCGUGGGCCGGGGUAUGACUGGAGACGUGAAGCAGGCUGAUGACCUACUCCGCGAACUCGAAGGCUCCGAUGAGCCAAGAACUCGGGCGUCUGAAAUUGUGCAUGCACAGACACUGCUGUUGCUUGCCAUUGACGCCGACUGGCGGGCAUCUUCAACUCUGCCAUUCCUCCUUGGCCGCGCUGUUGCGCUGGCCAAUACGAUGAACCUGUGGAAAUCAUUUCCCGUGGAAUCGACAGACCCAGACUCAGAGGAUCAGCUGUGUGUCAAGAUAUGGUGGACUCUGGUCCUGAUGGAUCGCUGGUACGCUGCUGGAACUGGCAGACCUGCCCUUAUACCCGACAACAGCGUUGUCGCAAGGGCUGGGCUGCAAGCAACCGUGGGCGAGGUAUCUUUCCACUUCAUUCGGCUCUCAAAGUUGCUGAACAGGGUGGCGUAUGUGAUCUCAGCGCUGCCGCCCGGCACGACUACGACGGAGCCACUCAUGGCAACAAUUCUCAACGACUAUAUCGAGAAUUACCGAGAAGACCUCCCCCCACAUGUGGAUGCCGCAUCCUACCCACUGGUGCACCUCGCUUACUGGCAUUGCCGCCUGUUGGUGACACUCUUGACACCGGGAGCCACAGCCGCGGACACCAUGUGGCCGACCAAGGAAAUUGUUAAUUUGUUGUCGUUGAACGCGCAGCUUCGCAGCCCUCUCACCAACCACUUCGUCUCCCUUGUGGCGCUCUCUCUUAGCCGGCUCGUGAAAUCAGAUAGCUCUCAUGACGAGGCAACACAGCUGAUAAAAGAGAUCACGGAAAAACCCGCCGGCGGCCACUGGGAUGGCGUGAGAGCCAAGCUAGCAGAAUAUCUCCGGCCAGCAUCAUCUGUGGAGGCGACGGCUAGCCAGGGACUGCAACAUCUUGCAGAUCUAGCGACAGCACACGAAGGCAUCGUGCCAGGCGAAGGCGAGGUCGCGUUUGGGCCCUCGUUGGCAUCUGGCUACCUGGAAGCCUCGUGA
This is a messenger RNA of Purpureocillium lilacinum, 2223 nucleotides long. Its product is annotated as glucose-responsive transcription factor. Gene Ontology annotation, biological process: DNA-templated transcription; regulation of DNA-templated transcription. The record is from RefSeq and is a predicted model, not a curated record. Lineage: Eukaryota; Fungi; Ascomycota; Sordariomycetes; Hypocreales; Ophiocordycipitaceae. Gene Ontology annotation, molecular function: DNA binding; DNA-binding transcription factor activity, RNA polymerase II-specific; zinc ion binding.